Messenger RNA from Camellia sinensis, 1017 nucleotides. RefSeq names its product 14-3-3-like protein. The record is from RefSeq and is a predicted model, not a curated record. Lineage: Eukaryota; Viridiplantae; Streptophyta; Magnoliopsida; Ericales; Theaceae.
UUCGUCCUCUCUUCCCCUUUUUGUUUCCUCUCCUCUCCCUUCUUCUUCUCAGAUCAGAUCUCAGCCAAAUUCCUCCAAUGGCGACAUCAACCCCACGCGAAGAGAGCGUCUACAUGGCCAAACUGGCCGAGCAAGCCGAGCGCUACGAAGAAAUGGUGGAAUUCAUGGAAAAAGUCUCCACCGUCGUCGAAUCCGAGGAGCUCACGGUGGAGGAGCGCAACCUCCUCUCCGUCGCCUACAAGAACGUGAUCGGCGCUCGUCGUGCUUCGUGGCGGAUCAUCUCCUCGAUCGAGCAGAAGGAGGAGUCUCGCGGCAACGCCGACCAUGUCUCCACCAUCAAGGACUACAGGUCCAAGAUUGAGAACGAGCUCUCUUCGAUCUGCGACGGCAUUCUCAAGCUUCUCGACACCAAGUUGAUCCCCUCCGCCACCGCCGGUGACUCGAAGGUGUUUUAUCUGAAGAUGAAGGGUGAUUAUCAUAGGUAUUUGGCGGAGUUCAAGACUGGUUCGGAGAGGAAGGAGGCCGCUGAGAAUACUCUUAAUGCUUAUAAGGCUGCUCAGGAUAUAGCUAAUACAGAGUUGGCUCCAACACAUCCAAUUCGACUAGGGCUGGCUCUCAACUUUUCUGUGUUUUACUACGAAAUUUUGAAUUCACCUGAUCGAGCAUGCAGUCUUGCAAAACAGGCCUUUGAUGAAGCCAUUGCGGAGCUGGAUACACUGGGGGAGGAUUCAUACAAGGACAGCACUUUGAUAAUGCAACUUCUUCGUGAUAAUCUGACUUUGUGGACCUCAGACAUGCAGGAUGAUGGUGCUGAUGAGAUCAAAGAAGCACCACCCAAGCGUGAUGACGAGCAGCAGCAGUGAAGUCAUUAGUUUUCAAUUUAGCAUUUCACUUCUCCCAAAGUUUGUUUUUGACUGGAGAAGCUGCUUGGUCCCUUUAUCUAUUCUGUUACACGUCUUUAGGAUUUGAUGCCUUGAUUUAUGAACCUUGGAGGUACUUAAUUUUCUUACUUCCCCA